Messenger RNA from Sinocyclocheilus rhinocerous, 1975 nucleotides. Its product is annotated as E3 SUMO-protein ligase PIAS4-like. Gene Ontology annotation, biological process: regulation of transcription by RNA polymerase II; protein sumoylation. NCBI's taxonomy places the organism in Eukaryota, Metazoa, Chordata, Actinopteri, Cypriniformes, Cyprinidae. The coding region runs from base 1 to 1413 and encodes 470 amino acids. Gene Ontology annotation, molecular function: SUMO ligase activity; zinc ion binding; transcription coregulator activity. The record is from RefSeq and is a predicted model, not a curated record. The transcript has 10 exons. Gene Ontology annotation, cellular component: chromatin.
AUGUUUUUUUUGGGAAGAGCUCUUCGGCUUGUGCAGACCGAAUACAGUCCGGAGCUGCUAAAGAACGUUCGACAGCUCUAUGAGACGCGCUUCCCCAAAGCCUCGUCCUGGCUGGCGGCCCGACGCCCUGAGUCCGUGCCCGUAAACUAUCCUGCCCUUAACUCCUCGCCCAGAGGCACGGUCCAGGGCACAGACUACCUCAACGGCAUCCCCAAACCAGCUCCGCCUCCUGUGGCAGAAGUCAAAUUGGUGCCCCUGCCGUUCUACCACAACCUAGAAACGCUGCUGCCACCCACAGAACUAAUCGCACAGAACAGCGAGAAGCUGCAAGAAAGUCAAUGUGUUUUUGAAUUAACACCAAGUCAAGUGGAACAGAUCCGGAACUCCAGUGAACUUCGCCCAGGGAUGAAAUCCGUUCAAGUUGUUCUCAGAAUCUGCUACACAGACUCUAUCGGCGUUCAGGAGGACCAAUAUCCUCCCAACAUUGCUGUGAAAGUGAAUCAGUCCUACUGUCAUGUACCGGGUUACUAUCCUUCCAAUAAACCGGGUGUUGAGCCACGUCGGCCCUGUCGACCCGUCAACAUCACGCCAUGGUUACACCUCUCCACAGUCACUAACAGAGUCACCAUCACAUGGGGCAACUUUGGAAAGCGGUACUCUGUGGCAGUGUACCUGGUGAGGGUGUUCACAUCUGGAGAGCUCUUCAACCAGCUGAAGCAUUGCUCAGUCGAGAGUCCCGAACGUUGUCGCGAACGCAUUCAGGACAAGUUGCGCUUUGAUCCUGAGAGUGAGAUUGCCACUACGGGACUGCGAGUGUCCCUCAUCUGUCCUCUGGUAAAGAUGAGACUUGGAGUGCCAUGUCGAGUGCUCACCUGCGCCCACCUGCAGUGUUUUGACGCUGUCUUUUUCCUGCAAAUGAAUGAAAAGAAACCCACGUGGACCUGCCCCGUAUGCGACAAACCCGCUCCCUUUGAGCUUCUAACUAUUGAUGGGUUGCUGUCCGAGAUCCUUAAAGAGACGCCGGAGGAUGUGGAGGAGAUUGAGUAUUUGACUGACGGUUCAUGGAGGCCAAUCAGGGAUGACAAAGAGAAGGAAAGAGAGCGGGAAAACAGCCGCACACCUGACUGUCCUGUGGUGGAUAUAUGUGUUCCUGAGGCGAACGGCCACUCCCCAGCACACAGCGGCACAAACCAGACCGGGAAGUCUGGAUCGGGUGGUGCAUCGGCAGGAACCGGCGGCACCAGUGCCGGGGCGGGGGGCGGAGCUGUGGUGGAUCUGACUCUGGACGACUCUUCGGAGGAAGAAGGAGGGGGCGGAGCUGAGGACAGUGAGGACACUGAUGACAGCCAGGACAGCCCCGCCCCUAAAAGGGGCAGAUAUGAUUAUGACAAAGACCUGGUCCCCGCAUACUGAGACUGGCAGGACACUAAGACUUGUUGGGGGGGGGGGUGUAGAUGGGAUCUGAGCCUUGGAAAUUCAAGAAACAUGUCCCCGUGUCCUCUCCCAAAUGCAUACACACAUGCACUCACAUAGACAUGCACACUCAUGCGCUGCUGACAUCUGGAGCAGUCGGGCAUCACAUUGACAAACUUGUUGAUGCCCCUUAAAGCUAUUCCCAAUCAUUCACAGCAUCUUAAUACUGUAUUCUCCCUUUAAAGACCAUGGAAGAGUAACACCACCCUCAGUUCUACUCAAUCGUCCUCGACUUCCUCUCCACUUUGUGUUCUGACAGGUUUAAACAUCCUGGGCAUUUAAGAUCUUGCCAGUUUUAGUUUUAUAUGGAGCUGUUCAGACCUUCAAAACAUUGUGAGACAAGCCACAGUAUCUCAAAAACGUUCAUUCCUUUGGGUCGAGAUCAUACAACCAUUUACAAUCUAUUCAGAGGCGUUUUCUGUUGGUCCUCCACAUAAGAUGUUUAUGUUAGCUGUUUGUUUUGAUGUGAUUUGGAGACAUUGCUGACGAAUUUCCAUCUCUC